Coffea eugenioides is the source of this 1638-nucleotide messenger RNA. RefSeq names its product protein FAR-RED IMPAIRED RESPONSE 1-like. The record is from RefSeq and is a predicted model, not a curated record. Bases 1 to 1638 code for a protein of 545 amino acids. Gene Ontology annotation, molecular function: zinc ion binding. Gene Ontology annotation, biological process: regulation of DNA-templated transcription. NCBI's taxonomy places the organism in Eukaryota, Viridiplantae, Streptophyta, Magnoliopsida, Gentianales, Rubiaceae. The transcript has 3 exons.
AUGCAAAUGGUGGAAGGAGAACCAUCGAGUAGCCGGUAUAUUGUCGCGCAUGCCAAAGUUGAAGACAGUGCUAACAGAUUAAAAAUUGAAAAUUCAACAACGUAUUGCAGAAUAGAAGGGAUAACAGAGCAGGGGGCUGUAGGGGAGCAUGUUGGUGAAGAUGUGGGAAAUCAAAACGCUGCAUUUGAAGGUAUUAAUGAUAUAGAUGUAGGUAGCAUGGAGUUUGAAAGUACUGAAGAGGCAGAAUCAUUCUAUAUGAUGUACGCAAGAGCAAUCGAUUUUGGGGUGCGAAAAAGCCCUGAAAGUGUGAGUUUCAUGAGGUCUCAUAGAAAGGUUGGGAAGUCGGACCUACAGGAGGCAGUAGUUAUGCAACAAAUAGGCAUAAGAACAAGUCACAUUAUGAGACUACUAGCUGUACAGGCUGGAGGAUACCACAACUUGGGAUUCCAUGUAACUGUUAUGUACAAUGCGCUAAAUCGGCAGAGACAGCUAGCAGUUGGUCAUGGGGACAGCGAUUCGGCAAUUGCAUUCUUGUCAGUAGAUGGCCAUGGCCGUCUCAAUCGUCUGCUUUGGGCUGAUUCAGUGUGUAGAGAUGACUAUGGAUGUUUUGGUGAUGUGCUAGUGUUCGACAGCACGUAUAAUACGAACCAGUACAAAUUUCCAUUGGUUGUGCUGUGUGGGGUUAACAAUUACUACUCCAUAUGUAUUUUUGCCUGUGCUUUGAUCGUUCGUGAAGGAGAUGAGGGAUACGAUUGGGUUAUAAGUACAUUCUUAGAAACAAUGCAUGGGAGCAAACCGCUAACAGUUGUGACUGAUGGGGACAAGUCAAUGCGAAAGUGCAUUAAAAAUUUAAUACUGACAGCUAAGCAUAGACUUUGCAGCUUCCAUUUGGAAAUGAAUACAGCCACAAAUGUAAGGGAGAAAGAGUUUCUGGAGGCAUUCAAGACCUGCAUGUUUAUGAAUUGUACAGUAGACAAGUUUGAAAUGAUGUGGGCAGAGGUUGUGAGAUGUUUUGGGAUUGAAGAUAACGAAUGGGUUAACAAGAUGUACCGGAAGAGGGAGAUGUGGGCUAUGGCUUUCCUCAGAGGCAACUUUUUUGGCGGAGUGUGGAGCACCCAACGGUGUGAGAGAAAGCAUCAAGUUUUAAAAUUACAUCUCACCCCAAAAUUGAAGUUUUUUGAGUGCCUUCAAACAUAUGACUUGGUCGUGAACCGUUUGCGACAUGAGGAGAGGCGUCAAAGGGCUGUGACAGAGUACAGUACCCUUGUGCUAGAGACACAUUUACAUGCGGUGAAAAAACAUGUUGGUGAAGUAUUUACGAGGUCCACAUUUGUUGUGGUACGGAAGGAAAUGAAGAAGCAGAGGCUAUUUUGUAGGAUUAAUGACACAGAUGAUGGAAUCACCGUUGUCCACUUCAUGAAGCAUCUGUACAAUUACUCGUAUUAUACUGUGGCCUAUAACAGGUCCACGGGACAUAUGAAGUGCUCCUGCCUGAAAAUAGAAACACAUGGACUGCCUUGUUGUCACAUGUUUCGUGCAAUGUUAUUUGAGAAACUGAAAAGGAUCCCUCCAAACUGCAUCAUGAAGAGGUGGACUUGGCAGGCAAAGGAAGGGGUAAUAAGUAAUGAGGCGGCCUAA